This is a messenger RNA of Drosophila navojoa, 1032 nucleotides long. RefSeq lists its product as uncharacterized. NCBI's taxonomy places the organism in Eukaryota, Metazoa, Arthropoda, Insecta, Diptera, Drosophilidae. The record is from RefSeq and is a predicted model, not a curated record.
AUAGCAGGUGCAGGAGAUAUGAGUAUUGAGGCAUUGGCAGGCUUUUGGGCAGGUGCGUGCCAUGCGUGUCGCCCUGUCAGUCAAAGCAGGUUACCUGGCUGCCAGUCAGCCAUCAAUUUUUCGCCCCAGCCAAUUUCAGUCUAGUGGCAAGCCACGAUGCGUGCACAACAGAAAACUGCCCAGGAGCGGGAGCAGCUGCGCCGCCAGCGCUCCGAGGCGCGGAUGAUCUUGGCAAGCUAUCGAGCAUUGGGCUUUGAAUAUGUGGUCAAUCCACCCGUGGUUGCAAAAGUGGCCUUUGGCUCGACGAUGCACCGCGAUGUAAUGCCAAUUAGUGGUCCAGCUAUGUCCAGCUACAUGCGCUCCCUACAGACGGAGCUACGGGAAUAUCCCGGUCCACUGGAUUAUGAUUGUGCAAAGCCAAUUGGAUUUAAGUAUCCCUCAAAUGCUGGCUUUUCUGCAUUGGCUAACAAGAUGCCCCGUCUGCCUGUUGUGCGGGAUCAGAUCAUUCCCCCAUUAGGCACCUAUGAGCCCUCGCCUGGGGUUCUACGCGCUGGCUAUACCUUCGACCGGCAGGUGUCCACACUGCCCAAGUGGCUGACACCCGGUCCCUCCACCUAUUCGAUUCACAACAAGUAUCCGAAUUAUAAGCUCGAAACUGCUUUCGGCAGCUGUCGCCUUAUCUGGCCCGCAGUCGCCGUCUUUUGUGGCCCCAAGCAUGAUGCCGUCUGCAUCAUUUGCCAUGAGACGCCCAAGGGCGAUUACUUCCACAGCUUCGCCAACGACAAGGACAUGUGCAGGCUGUGCAUGGCCGAGCAGAUGGCGACCAUCAAGCACUGCGCCCUGAGCGUCGUCGAGCGCUAUCGCAAGCGCCAGUACAUCAAGCAGUUUGUGCCCGCCCGCUACUGCGGCUUCUUCCACGAUCACAACGGCACCACCGCCGCCACCGAGAUCACCUCACGCAGGGAGCUACGCGACAAGAUUCGCGUCGAGAACUAUUUGUAUCGCUUUGCCAGCAAAGUGGCAUAGCAUAAU